Messenger RNA from Hypomesus transpacificus, 6592 nucleotides. Its product is annotated as protein 4.1. Gene Ontology annotation, biological process: cortical actin cytoskeleton organization. The record is from RefSeq and is a predicted model, not a curated record. The transcript has 21 exons. Gene Ontology annotation, cellular component: plasma membrane; cytoskeleton. NCBI's taxonomy places the organism in Eukaryota, Metazoa, Chordata, Actinopteri, Osmeriformes, Osmeridae. Gene Ontology annotation, molecular function: actin binding; structural molecule activity. The coding region runs from base 189 to 2819 and encodes 876 amino acids.
CUGCUAUUCUUGCCAGUUGAUUUUCUCUGCAAUUCUCCCGGGUUAUCUCCCGUGACGGAGAAAAGGAGCUCCGGGGCGGUGGCGGCGUCCGUGUUCCGUUGCUUCGCUGGCCUGUAACCUCAAUGGUCCAAAUCAGGACUGAAGACUUGACAUCCGGACCUGACAGGACAGGAUUGUGAGCCAUCACCAUGACGACCGAGAAGGUUUUGGAAGGGGAGAUAAAGGGUGCCAUGGAGGGUGAUUCUAGGAGAACCAAUCAGGAUGAUGUCACUAAGGUGUCAGAUGACAUGGACGACAGCUCAGACAAGACGCCCAGCAAAUCCUCCAAGUCGCCCCAGAAGACGAGCAGGAGACCCAAGACUGUGCCCGUCAGAGUGACCCUGCUGGAUGGGUCAGAUUACGACUGUGGAAUGGAGAAGUUUGCCCGAGGCCAGGCCCUGCUUGACAUGGUGUGCGGCCAUCUGAACUUGCUGGAGCGGGACUACUUUGGGCUCUCCUUCUACGACACAGACAACACCAAGAAUUGGCUGGACCCUUCGAAGGAGAUCAAGAAGCAGAUACGAAUAGGCUCGUGGCACUUUGGUUUUGCAGUCAAGUUUUACCCCCCCGACCCGUCCAUACUGAUAGAAGACAUCACCAGGUAUCACCUGUGCCUGCAGCUGAGGGAUGACAUCCUGUCCGGCCGGCUGCCCUGCUCCUUUGUCACCCACGCCCUGCUGGGCUCCUACAGCGUGCAGGCUGAGCUGGGGGACUACGAGCCGGACGAGCACGGCCCCGACUACGUCAACGACUUCUGCUUCGCCCCCAAUCAGACCCGCGAGCUGGAGGAGAGGGUGGUGGAGCUGCAUCGUCAACACAGGGGCAUGAGCCCGGCUGAGGCUGAGGUGAACUUCCUGGAAAAUGCCAAGAAGCUGUCGAUGUACGGAGUGGACCUCCAUCAUGCCAAGGAUUCGGAGGGCAUCGACAUCAUGCUGGGCGUGAGCGCCAACGGGCUGCUGGUGUACCGCGACCGCCUGCGGAUCAACCGCUUCGCCUGGCCCAAGAUCCUGAAGAUCUCCUACAAGAGGAGCAACUUCUACAUCAAGAUCCGACCAGGAGAGUAUGAACAGUUUGAGAGCACCAUUGGCUUCAAGCUCCCCAACCACCGUGCUUCUAAACGCCUGUGGAAGGUCUGCAUAGAGCACCAUACCUUCUUCAGGCUGGUUUCCCCUGAGCCUCCUCCCAAAGGCUUCCUGGUGAUUGGCUCCAAGUUCCGCUACAGUGGGCGGACCCAGGCCCAGACCCGCCAGGCCAGCGUGCUGAUCGACCGGCCCGCCCCCCAGUUUGAACGCUCGGUCAGCAAGAGGCACCUGCUGCCUCGCAGCGUGGACGGAGCUUCCGCUCUUGGAGACAGCAUGGACCACCUGUCCCAGCGCAGCUCCAGCGAGCGCACACAGUUCCUGUCCCGAGAAGACCUGGACCAGGAGGGCAGCCUGGACCUGGAGCACGACCACUACCAGGACCAGGACCAGGACCAGGACCAGGACCAGGACCAGGACCAGGACCAGGACCAGGACCAGGACCAGGGUCAGGGUCAGGGUCAGGGUCAGGGUCAGGGUGAUGAGGCCUAUGGUGUUGCCAUGCCUUCUAAGACCAUGGAGAUGAAGGUACAGUACGAGAAUAGAGCGUUCCUGGACAAGCCGGAGGACGUUCUCCAGAAGCACCAGGCCAGCAUCAACGAGCUGAAGAGGGCUCUGAGGGAGCCCAACAGCAAGCUGUCCCAGAGGGAGAAACGCCUGUCCUCGGCUACCCCUCCUGGAGGAACACCGGAGAGGAAACUGGAGACUCCUCCCACACCUGCAAUUCAUGAGGAGCCUCUGGAUGAAGCUAUGAGGGAGCCGUGGGAGCGACGCCUGGGCUCCGUGUCGGAGGACGACCCCGACCACGAGACCCUGUACCUGAAGGAAACCCACCUGGGCAUCGAGCGCAAGUGCUCCAGCAUCACAGUCAGCUCCACGUCCAGCCUGGAGGCGGAGGUGGACUUCACCGUGCUCAUGGACCUGCACACGGGGAUGGAGGAGUUCUCCAAGGGCAUGACGGAGCUAGGAGGGAGGGACACGUCCCCGGACGGCGGCCUCAGCCUGGGCAUCGACCUGCUGCAGGAGCCCUGCGAGCCCCCGCUGGUGGCGGUCCCCAUCCCGGCCCCCCGGAGCAGCCCCCCCAUGAAGAAGCCCCACCCCGGGGAGGAGGUCAGGCACGAGGGCAAGCGGCCGGAGCCUGUAGUUCCCAGAAAACCAAAGAGGUCGGUGCCUGUCGACAGAGAGCCCUCGCUGAGAGACGGUGGUCACAUGACCCCGGGCCUGGCCCUGAGCCGGGAGGCCAGCGACGUCAUGGCGCCCCACGGGCCCAGGAAGACAGACGUCCGCACGGAGACGCAGCCCAACGGCUCCGAGGUCACCACGACCAUCGUGGAGUUCACCAACCAGGAUCAGUGUGUGACUGGACUAGGAGAGGGGCCCUACCUGACGAGAGACAGUGUGUCCCCUGUGCACAUGGGUUCUUUGGGAAGAGAAGCUUCCGGAUCUCCCAUACUGGUCGCUGAGAACGUUACCUCGGCAACCACACACGUUACCAAGACCGUGAAAGGGGGCUAUUCAGAGACCAGGAUUGAGAAGAGGAUUAUAAUCACAGGAGACGAUGAUGUUGAUCAAGAACAGGCCCUGGCUAUUGCCAUCCAGGAGGCCAAGCAACAGCAUCCUGACAUGCUGGUCACCAAGGCAGUGGUCGUCAGGGAAACGGAGUCCUCGACGGAAUCUCCGCGAGGCGUGUCAGAGUCAUGAUUCCCAGAGACAACAGCGCCCCCCUCAGGACCAGACAUGUCAGUGCUGGACCUGAGGCUACAGUCCUACACACCUGACUACUGCCUUUUGAGCUCUGAUACACACACACACACACACACAUUCACAGACCCACACUCAUACAGACUGACAGACACGCAUACACUCCACACUAAUUCCAUCACACUGGAAAACUCAAAUAAGCCAAUAUUGUUCCCGGAUGUAUCUACCCCAGAAGCAACAUGACUCAUUAAAAGAAAAAAAUCCCUUUAUUGGUUAACCUUUCCCUUGCUUUAUGCAUUAUCUGGCAGUGAAUGGGUUAAUCACAGACUGCAGUGGCUCGAUGGACAUUUCAGUAAGAAUAUUAGAAGGAGGAGGAGAGGGGGGUUAAAUACAAAAUAUAAUUUGAGCUAAAAGAAACUACAAUAUUGUUUAACAUGUUAAAAAAAGAAAAGAAAAUAGGAUUAACCUGGAUUCCAGAUAACUUUAUCUACAAGUAUUCCCCCUUUAGAACCUUCUAGAGACGUAAACCUACAGUGAGCAGUGUGUUCCCGCAGUGUUACCUUACCUGGUGUGGAUGAGGAUGAUCCACACCCAGGACUGGAGUAGUGAAGGCGGUGAAGCAGGGUUAUCAAAGAUGGAGUCGCACUUGGAGAUUUUCUACUCUCUAAACUGGCUAUGUAAAGAGCAGCCCCACCACGCCCUCCUCCUUCCCUUCUCUCUUCCCCCUUAUCCCCUCUUCCCCUUUGGCCCUCUUCCUCCUCCCUCUCUCCCUCUCCUCAGUCCUCCCUUUCAAUGUUCCCUCCAAAAAGUUUUUGCACUGAGCAAAUAUAAAUCUGUCUAAGCGCAAACCUCAGUACUCUGAGCAAAGUUUGCAGAGAACCCCGCUAGCUUCUUCUUAGAUAAAUAUAUCAGAAAGCUUCACCAUCGCUUGUGACCGUUUGAAGGAUUUCAUCCAGCCAUUCAUGUUGAAAUGUAAAACUGCCCCGUUUUUUGGGGCGCCUGUAAAGGUAACGUUUCCUGAUGUUCGUUACUAGUCAAAGGCUUGAGCUGAGCCCCACGGUUGUUGUUCUGUUAAAAGCUUGCGUGUAGCCUAGAGUGACAUUGAAAUGCAUGAAGUGGACUUCGCCGCAUUUGGCCGAUCAACUGAACAUUUAUAGUUUUUCUAAAAUAAUCCUUAAAAAAAUACAGAUUUUAUUUUGUGCGCGGUCUGAAAAAUCGAGUGCGCGGGUCCUUCAACUGGUCUGCGCGGCCGCGGACGCAUGCAGCUUAGAGGGAACAUUGCUCCCUUCCCCCCUCUUUCCCCUACUCCACUCCUCCCCUCCUCCCUCCCCCUCGCCCCCCCCGCGUCUGACAGUGACUGGUAAACUGUCCGAGGGAGGUCCAGAGGAUGCGUGAGCACCUGCCUGCGACGCUGAGGUCGCUGGGACGGACGCCUGGCGGGUUCCGGAGCGCCAGAUGGGCCGAGGCGAAGGCGUGACACGGCAGGUCACACGCCAAGGUCGGCGCCGAACUCUUCUCUCCGUCAGCCCCGCAACUUCCUGCUCACGUGCACGUCUUGUUGCAAGGCUGAUGUGGGUUACAUUCAAAGAACUGUCACCUAUUAUAUUGUUAACCCCCCCCCCACACACACACACACUCAAACACACAUACAUACACACAACCAAACUAACUACCAACUGUAUGGUGGAAUCUCAGCAGUUACUACCCUGGACAAGUAGAUUAUAGAUGUUACUGUAUUCUUAUGGAUUGUUUUCAUAUUGCAGAUGUUGUAGGUGUGAGAAAGUGGAUUUCUGUGAAUGGAGUGGUCAUCGCAUGGCCACUGGUAGAUAACAGAUAUUAUGUGCCAGGUGUGUUUUCAUAAAGUGGUGAAUGUGUGACUACUGAGCAUGUCUGCUCCUUGGUCCAGACAGGCACCUGAGAUGCAGAGCAUUCAGCUGGAACACAAGUUUGUAGGCCACCGAUUUAUCAAGUUCAAAUAACGUAGAUUUAGAAAGAACUUAGCCAAAUAGGCUCCCAUUGACACAAAGUAUUUUAGAAAUAUCCUUGCAUGACGAAUACUUACAUUAUGAAAUUGAAUUGCAUUAUUUGAUAAGAUAGUAGGAAAAUUGUUUUCUUCUAGGUAACCCCAGUUGUAAUGCGUAGAGCAGAACAUCCAGAAUGCUGUACAGAGGAUUGUUUUGCCUCCAUCUGCAGUAGAUAGGUUUGGUAUGUGGAUGAAAUGUUAAAAUAUUAUGUUAUCCUCACCCUUGAAUUUAGCAACGUCAGAUCUCAAAUCUGCACUGUAAUCUUUGAAUCUGCGCACAGGAAAUUGAUCUCUACAACAGGAAAUUACACAUAUCAGCGAACGGCGGCAUUUGCAGUUCAGAAAUCGAAAAAGAUUGAUGACUACACUCAGUCCUUAUGUGAAAGGGAUAUUGCUAAUCAUCUUUAUUUCUUUUUUUUUACCAAACAAAAAAAAACAGACAUGGGACUGUAGCCUUUUGUCUCUAGAAUGCUGUUGGUACCCACCUACAAACCAGUGCUGCAGUGCAUCUUCAACUAAAACUGCAAACUCUUUACUUGAAGGAGCACUGGUCAAGUUCAUGAGAACAUCUAUAUGCAUGAAGGGCGACAGCAAAUUAUCUUUCUGUGCUGGUAUUUAAAGUGAGGAUAGAGAAUGUGUGUUUGCCGUUGUAAGUGAUCCAGAUAGUUCCUGGGCAUCUUUUGAAUGAAUUUAUCCUCCUUUAAGGAAAGUGUUACAAGUGAUAAGAAUCGGAAUCUUUCAUUUAUUUUCAGUGUUUGUUGGUGUGUGUGUGGUUGUACUGUUAGAAGGAGACCAUGGACCUUGUUUACUAUGACGUGUGGUGUGCCAAUGUAUGGUAGUAGUAAAACUAACAUUUUUGUAUGAAGAACUGCUUCCGACAGCUUUAUUAUCAAGGAUUUACUAUCCAUGAACGAUGAGCCAGAAAUCUGACCAGGCUCCCAUCUGGAACACAGUGGAAGGAAAAACCUUUACGGAAUUUAGGAGAAAGUUUGGAUAGCAGUACAACAAAUCCACUGUGUGUUCUGUUGGCUACCAGACACGAGUGUGUGUUACUAUAGUUACCGUGGCACCAAAUGCAAGCGUGUGGGGCCUUCUAAAUGUAUCUGUCUCCAAGGACAACCAUGUGGUGUUUUUAUAUUUCAGUUACAACGUCUCUUUCAAUGACAGUUGUUGAUGCCAGGGUUUAAUGUAUAGUAGGGGGUGACAAAACAACAACAACCUAUAUCCACAGGCUUGGUGAGGAAGUGCCAUCUGUUGAUUAUACUGAUGUACACCAGGGGGCACCCUUUCCCCAAAUCGGAAGCUGUUGGUGCAAUCUCCUCUGGUAAGAGGUUUGCCUAUGAAAAUGUCAGCAAACUAAGUCCUUACCUUAAGUCUUCAUCACGAGGGAUAAAAACACAUUGACCUUGAACUCUGUGGUAACCUCCUCCACCUCCCCUUCCUCCUCCUCCCCCUCCCCCACCUCCUCCUAGAAGGAGCAGUCCACUCCUGGACGCCUGACAAGUAAUCAAACAGACCCUGAUUAAGAGACACUCAGCCAACGCUCUGUGCCAAACUCUGAUUGGACGACCUCUGGCUGACCCCACCUCACCCCCCAACUCUUGCUCUUCCUGUAUAGCCCUGCCCCUUCCUCACUUCAGUUCUCCUGUCUUUUGCUCUGUGCUGCUUCCCAUCGCUAGGUGACGUGUCUUUGCUGUACAGUGUACCUGCAUUACUUCUAAAUGAAUAAACAAAAUUGAAGGAAACAAGA